Penicillium odoratum is the source of this 1674-nucleotide messenger RNA. Its product is annotated as ferric reductase family protein. Gene Ontology annotation, cellular component: plasma membrane. The record is from RefSeq and is a predicted model, not a curated record. Gene Ontology annotation, biological process: intracellular iron ion homeostasis; copper ion import; iron ion transport. The transcript is spliced from 7 exons. Lineage: Eukaryota; Fungi; Ascomycota; Eurotiomycetes; Eurotiales; Aspergillaceae. The coding region runs from base 1 to 1674 and encodes 557 amino acids. Gene Ontology annotation, molecular function: ferric-chelate reductase activity.
AUGAUGGAUACCAGCUCACAAGCCUCUGCAAAGACUGCCAAGGCUGCUAAGGCUGCUUCCAAGGCACUGCGUCUGUCCAACAAUGUAUGGAGCAACAAAUAUUUUGCCAUCGCUAUCGGGGCCAUCAUGUUUUUAUUUGCUGUUUACCACUGGGCAAGUGUGAUUCAUUUCAAAUAUGGCUCUAGCAAGAGUCAUCCUGCAUUGACUCGGAAGUAUAGGGAGGCCCGACGGUUUCUGUCAAGUUCCAUAAUGGGACUGAGGACAGACCGGUCUCUUCUUUACAUUGUCUACUGGGCUAUCAAUUUGAUUCUCACAUUAACAAAUGUUGACCUUACCCAACCCACUUAUGUUGCUAAACGACUCGGCUGGAUUUCCAUCGCGAACCUCGUGCUUUUGGUCUUUCUGGCCCUCAAAAACACUCCCUUAGCACCCUUGACGGCCAAGUCCUACGAAAAACUCCGCCCACUCCACAAAGUCGCUGGAUACACAUGUAUCGUCACAAGCUUGUUGCAUGCUAUUGUUUACCUGGCUGAAUGGUCAGUGACGGGCGAUCUCGCGAACAUGCAAGAGAGAAAGAACUUCAGCGGUGCCAUUGCAGGCACAGCCAUGGUGAUAAUCGGGUUUUCCACCUUUACCUACUUCAUGCGAGGUUACUAUGAGCUCUUCUACCUGCUACACAUCAUCAUGUUUAUCUUGAUUAUGAUUACCGUCGGAAUGCACCGUCCCGAUUUCUCGUCGAGUACCGUGAUUAUUGUGAUUUUCACUGCCUGCCUCUGGACAAUCGAUCGUCUGAUCCGUGGAGCAAAGAUAAUUUGGAAUUUCUUCGGAAAUUCCGCUACCCUCACCGCACUACCCGAUAAAGCUCUUCGGGUGAAACUCAGUCGUCGCAUGUAUUCCACUCCGGGAUCUCAUGCUUUCUUGUGGGUUCCUGCCAUUCGGUGGGUUGAAAGCCAUCCAUUCACUCUCUUGUCUUCAAGUCCGUCCGAAUUCGUGAUUCGAGUGUACGAUGGUUUCACCAACGAUUUGUACAAAGCUGCCCAGGAGGCUCCAGGGAAGUCCUUGCGUUGUUCAGUCGACGGUGCAUACGGCCAGGUCCCUAACUUCAAGAGUUUCGACCGUGUUGUGCUUGUUGCUGGUGGAAGUGGUGCGAGUUUUACUUUUGCUAUUGCACUGGAUCUGAUCGAAUCAUCUAUCAAAACAGUCAAGUCCAUUGACUUUAUUUGGAUAGUGAGGGAAAAGGAAUGCCUUCAAUGGUUUGCCCAAGAGCUCAAGCAGCUUGAGAGCAACCCGGAUGUUAAUAUAAUACUUCACGUCACCCGCUCCACGGAUCUUUCUGGCACUCCAUCAACCGCAACUCUACCAGAGAAGGUGUCUGUAGACAACGUCGUCGCGACAGCGCCUUCUUUGAGGCACUCUCAAAUCCACGACCCUGAGAAGGGCGCUUUGGAAAAAUCCACUGUCCCCAAGUCCUCUGUAAAUGAGAUCCGACCAGGACGUCCAAAUGUCAGCCAACUUCUUGGGGAUGUUUUUGCUUUGAGCAACUCAGAUGACCGCAUCAUUAUUGGCGCUUGCGGUCCUAGUGAUCUUAUGGCGACGACGCGGCAGGCCGUUCACAGUGAUAUCCACAAUGAUGGACCUUCGCUCACCCUAUACACUGAGGAAUUUGAGUGGUGA